CCUCCCCUCCUUUCCCCAGGUAUAUGAGCUGAGUCCAGGUGAGCUGGCUCCUCCCGUCCAGUCUCAGCGGCUGCCAGCAGGCAGAUCAUGAGCCAUCAGCUCUUCUGGGGAAGGCUGUAGGACGACGAAAUUCUCACCGAAGGGCCAAGUGCCUGGGCACCAUGGGACAGUGCCGGUCAGCCAAUGCUGAGGAUGCCCAGGAAUUCAGUGAUGUGGAGAGGGCCAUUGAGACCCUCAUCAAGAACUUCCACCAGUACUCGGUGGAGGGUGGGAAGGAGACCCUGACCCCGUCUGAGCUCCGGGACCUGGUCACACAGCAGCUGCCCCACCUCAUGCCGAGCAAUUGUGGGUUGGAAGAGAAAAUUGCCAACCUGGGCAACUGUAACGACUCUAAACUGGAGUUUGGGAGCUUCUGGGAGCUGAUUGGAGAAGCAGCCAAGAGCGUGAAGCUGGACAGUCCUGUUCCAGGGAGUUGAAGACCCCCUCCCGGAGUUCUUGGGGGGAUGUUGGGGAGAGGGGAUCUUAGAGACCGUGGUCUUGGAAAUAAAAUUUCUCUCCAGCGCUACCCCCUUAUUCCCCGUGCUGCAACUCCUUGUCCUGCUCCUCCCUGGUCCUACCCCAGGGCUUGCGCUGUCCUGGGAGCUCCAGGGAGCUCAUGGGUCUAGGAGCCCCUCACUAAAGGAAGCUUGGGGGAGGUUGGGGCCUGGGAGGGCACAGAGGGAUAAAGGUGGUGUGAGGGCCAAGUGAUUUGGUAGUAGGGGAAGGGCAGAGAGGAGCUGGCUAUGGGAAAUGAUCAGGAGAAUGGGCUGGGAAUGUGGCUGGACACAUACUGAAAAGGGCGUCUGAGACGCUGCCCCUCUUUGCCUCCUCCGCAAGCCAAGCUGUAGCUGUCUGUCUGGUGCUAUCCCUUCCUAUAUCCAACCCUGCCCCGGCCUCCUUCCUGGCCUCUGUCCCUGGGCUGGGGGAGGAGAGAAGGGGAGCAGGCUCAAAAGAGAUGCUGGGGAAGGUGUGAUUUUGGGGUGAGAAGAUUUAGGGGUGCUUGGACAUUUACAGAAUGAUAAUUGUUUUGUAUCAUUUGAUUAAUAAAAAAAUUGAAAAAAAGGAAAA
Molecule: messenger RNA, 1107 nt
Organism: Chinchilla lanigera (long-tailed chinchilla)
Lineage: Eukaryota; Metazoa; Chordata; Mammalia; Rodentia; Chinchillidae
Gene: S100a14
Product: S100 calcium binding protein A14
Exons: 4
Coding region: 162-476 (104 amino acids)
Biological process (GO): response to lipopolysaccharide; positive regulation of granulocyte chemotaxis; toll-like receptor 4 signaling pathway
Cellular component (GO): perinuclear region of cytoplasm
Molecular function (GO): chemokine receptor binding
Source: RefSeq, a predicted model, not a curated record